Molecule: messenger RNA, 531 nt
Organism: Trichosporon asahii var. asahii CBS 2479
Lineage: Eukaryota; Fungi; Basidiomycota; Tremellomycetes; Trichosporonales; Trichosporonaceae
Exons: 4
Coding region: 1-531 (176 amino acids)
Source: RefSeq, a predicted model, not a curated record
AUGUCCGCCGACCAGUCGCUGUACCACCUCGAGCCUGAGGGAUUCUGGAAGAAGUUCCACGAUGCUGUUGUCGUCAACCCCAAGAUCUCGUCUGGUCUGCCCCUCCCCCUCAAGAACCGCUACCCUCCCCCCGCCUCGCGCCCCGAGCGUUACGCUACCCCCGCCACCAAGGCCUCGGACGUUGCCUUCAACCCGUACUACAAGCGCGACACCCGCCGGGCGUACCCCCAGACCUCCGUCGUCACCCAGGCUGAGCUCUCCGCCCUCCUGAUUGCUGGACCGGCUCAGGCUGCUCUCCCCUCUGGCACGACGUCGACCGAGCUUACCGAGUCGAACACGCCGGAUCUCACCGUCGCCAUCGCCGCCAUCCCCCAGAACUCCUUCGUCGCCGCCGGCAUCAACACCGGCAAGACCGCCGGCCUCCCCCCUACCCCUCCCCCCGCCAACCCCAAGGGCAAGUGGCAGCCCAAGCAGGGCGAGUACAUCCCCCGCUUCAAGCACCAGUACUUCCCCAUCGAGAACUACGUUUAA